Molecule: messenger RNA, 4324 nt
Organism: Spirodela intermedia
Lineage: Eukaryota; Viridiplantae; Streptophyta; Magnoliopsida; Alismatales; Araceae
Source: the annotation of a GenBank genome assembly
AUGAGAGUGGUAUUUAGUAUUGCCCUCUGGGUCUUCUUUCUAUCGGUGAAUGGGCUGGCCAAGUUCGUCGUGGAGAAGAACAGCUUGAAGGUGACAUCACCGGAUUCGCUCAAAGAUGUAUAUGAAUGCGCGAUUGGGAACUUUGGGGUGCCCAUGUACGGCGGGACGAUGGUGGGGAUGUUGACUUAUCCAAAGGCGAACAAGAAAGCUUGCAAGAGCUUCGACGACUUCGACAUUUCCUUCAAAUCUAAGCCGGGGGGGUUCCCUACCUUCCUGCUCGUGGACAGAGGAGGUCAGUUUCCUGCCCUCCCAUUGAAUGCCAAACAUCGUCAUUUAACCCCAAACGCAGUUCUACCAGAUCAAUGCGAUGCUUCUUUCACCCAUCUGAAAAAAAAAUGUGGGCGCUCAUGUUUACCAUGCGGCAUCAUGUGGAAUAUGACGUGCUCGAUAAUUUUCGUUAUUAAAAAAUACCCAAGGGCCCCGUAUGUCCAUAUCUUAUUCCUUCGGGGUGGGUUUUUCUCGUAUUCCUACAGAACAAGAAAUCUCAUCUGCUGUGGUGCUGACAACGGGUGGGGAAAAAAUCCUGAAAGAUGUUAAAUGAGAUGGGUUUUCGUAUAUAGUUCGAGAAUAAUGAAUAUAAUCUUCAGGCACCCAUUGCUUUCAUCCAGAAUCAACGUAAAUGAAGAAACGAUAACGUGCCAUGGUCUAUAGAGUCCUGAAUUCAGCCAAUGCCCUUGAUGGCGGAUCGAUUAGCUGCCUUAUUCACGAUCUAGUGGUUUUCCAAAAAAGUCAAAUGGGUGAGAUCUUGAAUGACGAUUGCGGCACUGUGAUUCCCGGUUUCCGAUAAUUUAAGACAUCUCGUGAAGAAUAGUACGCAGAUGGUCAUUGAAGAGACCAAAUUUCUCAUUCCUUGGCUGGUUUUAGCAUCUGUCCUUGUUUCUUACAGGAGGUUGUCUUCUUUCAUUAUCGCAGAGAUUGAGCUCUUCGUUCAUGAUGUUUCUAAUUAUGUCGUGAUAUUUGGCACUUCAUUCAAUUGUAGGAACGAUUUUUUUAUUUUUUAUUUGUAAUGUUACAUGUCUUUGACGCUGACCUUGAAUUCUCAGUAAGGGGUCUCGUGAGAGUCAACUCAGUUAUACAAUCAAUCCCUCAUAUGAAGGAAAAAUCGUGCCUCAAACUAUGCAUUCAAUAAAGAAAAAAAUGUAUAAUUUCUUUUGGGACAAUAAUUUCACCCGCCUUUGAUUAGUUUACAUAUUCAUGGACCACAUAAUUCGUCUUCUGCGUAAUUUUUUUCGAACUUGUAAGAAAUUGGGGAGAAUCACGAAGGCUACUGAAGGCAAAAUAUGAUAUAAUGUGUGAUCUCCUUUGAUAUGCAGACUGUUACUUCGCUUCAAAGGCAUGGAAUGCCCAGAAUGCAGGAGCAGCGGCUAUCCUCGUUGCUGAUGAUAGGAUUGAGCCCCUGAUAACGAUGGACACGCCAGAAGAAGAGAAUCUGAGCUUCAGCUAUCUACAGAACAUUACGGUUCCCUCUGUUCUUAUCAGCAAAGGCUUGGGAGAUGGCUUCAAGAGAGCCCUGUCAAAUGGGGAGAUGGUGACCGUGAGCUUAGACUGGAGGGAAUCACUUCCCCAUCCUGACGAGCGUGUGGAGUACGAGCUCUGGACCAACAGCAACGACGAGUGCGGCCCCAAGUGUGAGAGUCAGAUCGAAUUUGUGAAGAGCUUCAGAGGGGUGGCCCAGAUUCUCGAGCACAAGGGCUUCACCCAGUUCACCCCUCAUUAUAUCACGUGGUACUGCCCCGAUGCUUACAUCCUGAGCAAGCAGUGCAAGUCCCAGUGCAUCAACCGUGGGAGAUAUUGUGCCCCAGAUCCUGAGCAGGACUUCAGUCGAGGGUAUGACGGCAGAGAUGUGGUUAUCCAGAAUUUGAGGCAGGUUUGCCUGUUCAAAGUUGCCAAUGAGAGCGGAAAACCUUGGCUCUGGUGGGAUUAUGUCGCCGAUUUUUCAAUCAGAUGCCCGAUGAAGGAGAAAAAGUACACCAAAGAAUGUGCAGAUGAUGUUAUUAGAUCCCUGGGUGAGUUUUCUUAUUUAUUGGGCAAUUUUUGUGCUCUAUGCAAGAAUUUUGGUUGCCCAUGAAAUCCGUUUAGUACACCAAACGUUGCGAGUCUUGUAAUUUUCUUGAUGUGGAUUUUUACAGGUCUAGAUCUUAAAAAAAUAGAUGCAUGUGUCGGAGAUCCAGAUGCAGACAGGGAGAACCCAAUCCUCAGAGCAGAACAGGCUGCACAGGUUUCUUCCCUUUUUCAUUUUAUGUUUUUUUUUUUGAAAAAAAUCACGAUUAUCUUUUUCUUUGCCAUAAUACUUUUGAAUCUUUGAUUUCUAUUGUCUAGAUUGGUAAGGAUUCUCGAGGGGAUGUGACCAUCUUGCCUACUCUCGUGAUCAAUAAUCGACAGUACAGAGGUUCAUUAAUCGCUUAGGUUUUCUAUCUUUCUCCGUUUUCUUCACAUAAUUUGGCCCUCUAACAUCCUCUCUUGGAUUGAUCCAUUCAGGUAAGUUGGACAAGGGUGCUGUUCUUAAAGCUCUAUGUGCAGGGUUUCAGGAGGCAACUGAACCAGCCAUAUGCUUGAGCGAAGGUCGGGAAGAUUCUCUCCAUCAAUCUUUCAAGACUCUCACAUGGGCUAAAUCUUUUUUGGGUCUUUUUUUUUUUUCCUCCUCCCCAAAUUUUACAUCAAUUUCACAGAUAUUGAAACCAAUGAAUGCCUGGAAAACAAUGGUGGGUGCUGGCAGGAUAAGGCUGCAAAUAUUACUGCUUGCAAGGUUUGCACUUCCUGAUGUUUUCUUGCCUCAUUGGGUACUAUUUUCUUUAAAAUCUUUCUCCAAGAUCUUAGCUUUUUCGAGGAAUUCUCUUAGGACACCUUCCGCGGGAGGCUGUGCGUGUGCCCUGUCGUCGAAGGAGUGAAGCUCGUCGGCGAUGGGUACAAGCAUUGUGAAGGUACAUCCGGGCUGAAAGAACACCAAGAAUCCAUGUCGAAUGGUGUUUCUUUGAUCUUGUAAUCAUAGCGCUAACCGGGGAAAAACUGUUUCUAGUUUGUAAUCGAGAUAUGAAUGAUCAUAAAAGAUUAAAAAAAUGAAUAUUGUUUUUUAUUGUGUCAUUAAUAUUUUUUUUUAAAAAUGCAGCUUCUGGGCUAAGGCGCUGUGAGAUUAACAAUGGAGGUUGCUGGAGGGAGGCCCGGGAUGGCAGGAUGUACUCCGCUUGCACAGUAAGUGAUGGGUGGGUUUCCAUUAAUGUUGUUGGGAUCUUGGUCGUCUACUUUCCAUUAAUGUUGUCGGAGACCCUGCAGGAUGCUAUGACCAGCGGAUGCAAGUGCCCUCCCGGAUUUAGGGGCGAUGGGGUCAACUCCUGCAAAGGUACUUCAUUUCUCUCGUUGGUUGACAAAGUGGUGUUGAAUCCAUGGGAGAUUGAUUCGGUCAACUCCAAGCAUCCACUCUAGAAAGCCCUUUCAGAAUGCAUUCUAUUCUCCUAUAUAUUUCCUUUUUCAUAUGCUUGCUUUCUCAACUGUUCUAGAUAUCGAUGAAUGCAAAGAGAAGUUGGCGUGUCAGUGCCCAGAUUGCAAGUGCAGGAACACGUGGGGAAGCUACGACUGCUCCUGCGGUGGCGGCCGGCUGUACAUCAGAGAACAUGACGCCUGCAUCAGUGAGUUUCCCAUAUGACGACCCCUCUUUACCAUCUGCUCCAAGUGAUUAAUUCAUCGAGAUGGUUGGGAUCAUUUUUUUUAUAUAUAUAAAUUUUAGUAUUUUUCUUUUUUCUUGUGAGAUGAGAGCUUCUGAGCGUCUUCUGAUGAUCAUUAGAUGGAUCAUAACAAAAAAAAAGGGGUUUUAGGAGGGUAAUUUGAGUUAAUCAUGAUGGAAAACUGCGGAUUUUCUGAAGAUGAUUAGAUGAAUAAAUAAAUAAAUAAACCAAGGUUGGUUUCGGAUCCAGUAAUUUGAUUUAUUUGAUGAUUUAUAUUUGCCACCCUGGGUAUGAAGGCAAGAAGUCAACGGCUGAGUUCAGCUGGAGCUUCCUGUGGUUUAUAGUCCUUGGUUUGGCUUCAACUGGAGCUGGAGGUUACGCAGUCUACAAAUACAGAAUCCGGGUAAGGCCAUCGUGGUCCAUUUUUGCCAAAAAUUGAUAGCUUUUGAGUCAACUCGGGCGAUUCUUUUAUGGACACUAACCGCCGCCGUCGUCGUCAAACUCAGAGUUACAUGGACUCGGAGAUCCGCGCCAUCAUGGCCCAGUACAUGCCGUUGGACAACCAAGCGGAGAAUCCAAGCCGCGUUCGCCUCGCCGAGAUCUGA